Molecule: messenger RNA, 549 nt
Organism: Metarhizium acridum CQMa 102
Lineage: Eukaryota; Fungi; Ascomycota; Sordariomycetes; Hypocreales; Clavicipitaceae
Source: RefSeq, a predicted model, not a curated record
AUGGGCAAUCCAGUGCCAGACCCAGCACCGCAACAAAACGUCAUUCAUGGCCACCAUCUUUUCCUCAUCUUGCUUUUGCUCCUUCACGGAUACUACAACUUUGUACGAACUGAAGAGUGGCUCAACGGAGCCUUGGGUCUUGUUAAAGAAGCUGUAACCAUCACCGUCGUCGUCCAGUUUUGCUUCGGCAACUACCACGCAAGCCGUGACAGCAGACGUCACGCCGCAGAGCGUAAUGUGCGGCGGGCUGCUCACGCGGCAAAUGUCACCGGCACCGUCUUUAUUGCGGUUGGGUUGAUUUGGGGCUGCUACGUGCUGACGACGCACGAGGACGAUGUAAACGACAAUGAGAAUGCGUUUAAUCUCAUGAACAAUAGGUUGUACCUUGUGGCGCUCAUGACCAUGGCAUUUUUCAUUCGGCUUUGCUUGUCAAAGCCUGGUGUUGAUGAGCUCGAGUUUUUCAAGUAUGUUUUGAGGUAUCCGUGGCGCUUCAUCUGGCCGGCGAGACGGAGCGAAAUGUUUAGAGGUGGUCAAGAUGGGCGUUGGUGA